AUGAUCAUAAAUCCUGUGUUAUCAGGUGCUCUCCCUUCUGCGCACGCUUCUGUCACACUGACUAUUCGGGAGGCUCUGUCGGGUAUCUCGGGUACCAUAUCCCUCGUUUCAUGGAUUGUUCUGCUCGUACCACAAAUUUUAGAGAACUACAAAAAUCAAAGUGGUGAUGGUGUAUCUACAGCCUUUUUGCUCGUAUGGCUUUUCGGCGACAUUGCAAAUUUGGCUGGUGCCUUAAAGUCCGAUCUGCUCUCCACUCUGUCAAAGAAGCACGGCGUCAAUCUCGCUCAAGCAACGCUUUCUGGAACCAUGCCUGGUAAUCCUGCCCUCUCCACCGUUGCUGAGAAAGAUGCCAGUGCCAUGGAGGAGAUGACUCGAAAUUUCUUCUCGAUAAUCUCAGUGGUAUUUAUUGGCUGCCUUGGAUGGUUUCUUGUUUGGAAGAGCGGCGCAUGGUCUGUUACAGUCGAGGAUGGAGACAGCAUCGAGAUAUCCUUGAUUGGCGCAAUCCUGGGAUAUAUAAGCUCCGUAUUAUACCUUGGAGCUAGGAUUCCUCAGAUUAUCAAGAAUUACCGGUGCCAGUCUUGUGAAGGUCUCUCAAUUUUGUUUUUUAUGUUAUCCUUAUUGGGAAACCUCUCAUAUGGAGCAGGGAUCCUGCUUCAUUCCACUGAACAUGACUAUGUGAUCCAUAACCUCCCUUGGCUGAUUGGGAGCUUGGGAACAAUGGUACAGGACUUUAUUAUCUUUGGACAAUUUCAUUAUUAUAAAGGAAAGAAACUCGAUGGUUCAGCUGUUGUUUAG
Morchella importuna is the source of this 795-nucleotide messenger RNA. RefSeq lists its product as uncharacterized. The transcript is spliced from 9 exons. Gene Ontology annotation, biological process: basic amino acid transmembrane export from vacuole. Gene Ontology annotation, cellular component: fungal-type vacuole membrane. NCBI's taxonomy places the organism in Eukaryota, Fungi, Ascomycota, Pezizomycetes, Pezizales, Morchellaceae. The record is from RefSeq and is a predicted model, not a curated record. The coding region runs from base 1 to 795 and encodes 264 amino acids.